GUCUCAUUCCAGUCACUUUGAAUGUGUUAGCAUUAGCUUAUUGCUCGCCCACUAUUAUAUCACACGCCAUCUUGCUUAAAUGACUAUUUAACUUGUGUGCUUCCAACUAAAAUAAUUGUCUUUCUCAGUUUGUUGUCUUAUUGACACACGUGUCGCUAAUGCUAUGCUAACGCUCAUCUUGCCGUCAGAGAAGGUUGAUGAAUGUGCUGAAAACAUAAGCACUAAGGAGAUGUUAGUAUUCAUUCUAUUCAGUUUUUUUGUUGACACUUAAGAACAAUGAGGCUUCUUCGUGCUGCCAAGACACAUCAUUUGUCCACUUUGAUUCAUUAUGUCAGUCCAGCGGCAGCAGCUCCACGCAGACUUCAGUGUACAUCUUCUCCAGAGGACAAGAAUGGACCAUCCAUGCUGCGACACCUGAUUUCCAAAAUUAAAGCCACCGGUCCCAUUUCUGUUUCUGAGUACAUGAGGGAGGCGCUCACCAACCCAGUGACGGGUUACUACGUGAGGAACAACAUGCUGGGAGCUGAAGGAGACUUCAUCACGUCACCUGAGAUCAGCCAAAUCUUUGGAGAGUUGCUGGCUGUGUGGGUAAUUAGCGAGUGGAUGGGGGCGGGGCGGCCUAAGCAGCUUCAGCUGGUUGAGCUUGGACCUGGAAAAGGAUCUUUGGCCAGUGACGUUCUUCGAGUUCUGGGUCAGCUCCAGUCAGUGCUAGAUGGGGCUUCAGUGUCGCUCCACCUAGUGGAGGUGAGUCCUGCUUUGAGUCUCCUCCAGGCCCAAAGUCUCACUGGGACCAGGAGCCAGGAGGCAGACAGCGAGGAUGACCCUGUUUACCGCCAAGGCCGAACAGAAGGCGGCGUGCAGGUGUCUUGGUACCGCUGCUUAGAGGACGUCCCCCGUGGCUUUAGCAUCUUUCUGGCUCACGAGUUCUUUGACGCUCUUCCCAUUCACAAGUUUCAGCGCACCAAGAGAGGCUGGAGAGAAGUGAUGGUAGACAUCGACCCGGACAACCCAGGUCAGCUGAGGUUUGUGGUGGCGCCGUCGCCCACGUUGGCGUCAACCACUUUAGUACAGGCGGAUGAAAGGCGGGAUCAUGUGGAGGUGUGUGCAGAGGGCGGAGUCAUCAUUCAGCAGCUGGCCCGUCGGGUGGCGGAAGAGGGCGGGGCUGCGCUGAUCGGCGACUACGGCCACGAUGGGACCAAGACAGACACGUUCCGAGGGUUUAAAGGUCACCAACUCCAUCAGGUCCUGACAACUCCGGGCUCGGCCGACCUCACCGCCGACGUGGACUUCAGCUACUUGCGGCGUGUGGUGGGAGGAGGCGUGGCCUGCCUGGGACCUGUCAGUCAAAGGACGUUCCUGAAGAACAUGGGCAUCGACACGCGCAUGCAGGUUCUGCUGAGCAACUGCAGCGACUUGACCACCAGACAGCAACUGAUCAGCAGCUAUGAUAUGCUGACCCACCCCGCCAAAAUGGGCGAGCGCUUCCACUUCUUUGGCCUGCUGCACCUUAGCCGCUUUGCCAAACCUAAGACGGCCACCGGGUUCAAGCUGGAGAAAAAGAGCCCGGCUCAGCUUCCUGUUGCUGGAUUCACUGACAUGAGCUUCUCUUGAUCAGGUCAAACAGAACCUAUAACAGAUGCUGUUGAGGAAACAUAAACAGAACAGGAACUUCAUGAGGACAUAUGGAACUUUUAUGACACUUCUUGUAAAGUUAAAGGUCAUGAAGCAGGUGGAGAAGAUUGAUUGAAUUCCUCAACAUUGAAGAGGUUUGAUAGCAGCACGCCGACACAGAAGAAGAAGAAGAAGAGUCCGACAAACAGCUUUACAACUUUGUUGAAUCAAUAAAAAAUGCUUGGCCGUCAA
Messenger RNA from Nerophis lumbriciformis (worm pipefish), 1863 nucleotides. RefSeq names its product NADH:ubiquinone oxidoreductase complex assembly factor 7 (gene ndufaf7). NCBI's taxonomy places the organism in Eukaryota, Metazoa, Chordata, Actinopteri, Syngnathiformes, Syngnathidae. Gene Ontology annotation, cellular component: mitochondrion. The record is from RefSeq and is a predicted model, not a curated record. Gene Ontology annotation, molecular function: protein-arginine omega-N symmetric methyltransferase activity. Gene Ontology annotation, biological process: mitochondrial respiratory chain complex I assembly.